AUGAAUCCUACUUUCAAUCUUUUUAAUGCUACAAACACAGUGACAAUACAUACAGUUCUCGACGCCUUCUUAUCGAUACCUUGGAAAGACGAAAUAUGGCUUGUUUCUGUAAUGGUACUCCACUUAAUCACACCAAUAUGCCUAAUUAAACUUCGCAGUUUCACAAGUUUGCUUCUGUGUGUUUUGUUUUUCUUGCUUGGUACCGUUUGGUGUUCAGAUUGGAUUAAUGAAGUCGCUGCUAAUCAUUGGAACUUAUUUGCUACUGAACAGUAUUUCGAUAGUCAUGGGUACUUCCUGUCGUGCAUUUGGAGCAUACCAGCCAUUGUCAACAGUUUAAUAAUUACUGUUUUGCUUUUCCUACAGGUGAAUACUCUACUUGUACAAUGCAAACGCCUUCAAAUGGCACAUCAGCAACAUGUAAAGAAAGAUUAA
Messenger RNA from Trichobilharzia regenti, 432 nucleotides. The record is from the annotation of a GenBank genome assembly. Lineage: Eukaryota; Metazoa; Platyhelminthes; Trematoda; Strigeidida; Schistosomatidae.